Messenger RNA from Myripristis murdjan (pinecone soldierfish), 969 nucleotides. Its product is annotated as proline-rich protein 36-like. Bases 1 to 921 code for a protein of 306 amino acids. NCBI's taxonomy places the organism in Eukaryota, Metazoa, Chordata, Actinopteri, Holocentriformes, Holocentridae. The transcript has 4 exons. The record is from RefSeq and is a predicted model, not a curated record.
AUGGACCCCGCCCCCUGGACCACACCCCGCCAGGCCCUGCCCCUGAUCAACACCCCAACAGGCCACGCCCCUUUAUCCACACCCCGACAGGUCACGCCCCCUUAUCCACACCCCGCCCCCGAUCAACACCCCAACAGGCCACGCCCCCUGAUCAACACCCCAACAGGCCACGCCCCCUUAUCCACACCCCGCCCCCGAUCAACACCCCAACAGGCCACGCCCCCUGAUCAACACCCCGACAGGUCACGCCCCCUUAUCCACACCCCGCCCCUGAUCAACACCCCAACAGGCCACGCCCCCUUAUCCACACCCCCGCCCCCUGAUCAACACCCCAACCGGCCACGCCCCCUUAUCCACACCCCGACAGGCCACGCCCCCUGGUCCACGCCCCGCCAGGCCCCGCCCCCUCCCUGUAGCAGUAGAGGUGGUCUUUGCUGCUGCAGACCAGGUCCAGAGGAAAACCUGUUCCUCUCCUGCUGCGUUCACGUGUCGUCGGGAAAGUCGAUCGCUCUCUCAGGUUUCUGGUUGGAGAGUCACGCCGCCGUGUUGCCUCCUGACACCUUACGGGUGACGCCGGGAGACGACGCCACGCUGCGCUGCCCCCUGCUGGCCGGCCCCGCCCCCGCCUAUAACCCCGCCCACACCCCCGGCUCCGGCCCCGCCCCCGUCCUGGUCAGCUGGUACCGGCAGCGGGCGGGCCGCGGCCCCGGUCUCAUCCUCAGCUUCCGACUGGCCAACGUCUCCGCGGCGAGGUACGGCGUCGACUUCGGCCCCGACAAGGUGAGGGGCGGAGCCAACGGCUCGCUGCUGCUGCGCGGCUCGCAGCAGAGCGACGCGGCGGUGUACUACUGCGGCCUGAGCGGCGAGGAGCCAGAGAAGAAGAAACAGCAGGACGCAAGAAGAGCUGCGAGCACAGACUGAGGGUCAGAGGUCACCGAUCAGGGCGCUGGGGGUCGAUCAGCUGAUCAC